Molecule: messenger RNA, 13893 nt
Organism: Pocillopora meandrina
Lineage: Eukaryota; Metazoa; Cnidaria; Anthozoa; Scleractinia; Pocilloporidae
Source: the annotation of a GenBank genome assembly
GCCAUUUUGAAAAACAAAGCUGGCAAACAGGGUUUUUUUUUUGGGCAGCGAUCGAGAUAAAAUUUUGUCCAAUAUUGUUCCGCUGUAUCGGGAUCAAUAGUAUUAUUUUGUAAAGAAGGCAGUAAAUUAAGAUGGAAUGCGUGAAAACUAUCGAUGGAUUUAUCAAAAACUCACAAUCUACGAGGAAAUCUCCAACUUCACUUUUUUUGAGACCAAGCUGAAAUAACAAAAUGACAGCCAACAACAGCGAAAAUUGUGGCCAUGAUGUUGUGUCUACUUCUUUCCCAAAGGAGAUCUGUUACAUAGAUGCACAGAUAAACAGUCUGCUAGACGUACAUCUAGAUCCACGAUUACUCUCCGUAAAUCUACAUUGCAACAAUAUUUCUGUGAUAGAGAAUCUUGACAGACUGCAGCACCUUAAACACCUCGAUCUGUCGUCCAAUCGCAUCACAAGAAUGCAAGGGCUUGGUGGUUUGAUGAGCCUAAAAACCCUCAACUUAUCCUGCAACGAACUGCGUGUAGUUGAAGGAUUGGAUAGUCUAAGGUCCUGCUUUGCUUAAUUUCUUUUUUUGAAAUGUUGCUGGGGUCAGGGGAAGUAGGAGAGUUCUCAAGUCUAAAUAUGGCAAGUUAAGGCAUGCUAUUAAAAGAUAAUGGCCUAGUCUCUUUGCAGCAGUGAUGGUGUCGUUGGUGGAUAUUUACUGAACCACAAAGCAGUGAGAUAAUAGAGCAAUUAGGGAUGAUUUUAAUUAAUUUAUUUUUAUGUGACGAUCACAGUGUUUUCAGUUGUAAGUUGCUGGGAGGUGAAUAGCAAAGAACAUUUGGAGUUUGAGUAGCCAAUGAGGGUGCAUCCUCAAUGCUAUCUACUGUUUUAGUUUAUAUUAAAACAAAGUAACUUUCUCUUCAUAAUCAUUGGAUCUUCAUGAUUCUCUGUUCCCAUUCCCUAAAAUCUGAAGCAAAUAUUUAAUGAGACACUAUUAUGAUAUUGAAAUGCAUUUAAAUUGAUUUGCAACAGAAUUUUGGAAAUAUAAAAGAUUAUCAGUUCGAAAGUACUUUUUUAUGGGAGUUGCAAAAGAAAACAGAUUUGGGAAAUUUGUCUCACCAGGGAAUGUUUGACUUCUUAAACAUUUUUAUUAAUUUGUUUCCUUGUAGGAAUCUGGUUAAGCUGGAUUUAUCCUAUAAUGUAAUCUAUGAUCUCUCAGGCCUAAAGAAAAUUCAUGGAUCCUCCUUUAGCUUACGAAGCUUAUAUCUCCAUGGAAAUGAGCUUAGUUCACUGGAUCAUUUAAUUAACUGUCUUGCUGGAUGCAGAAUGCUUCAAGAGUUGACAUUGUCACUGUAUGGGGAAGCCAACCCUGUUUGUGAAAUACCAGAUUAUCGAUCCAGUGUACUGGCUUCACUGAAAAAUUUGGAAGUGUUAGAUGGCCAGGACAGGACUGGGAAACCAGCAGCAACAAGGGACAGUGUGCUUGACAUUCCAGGUUGGAUUCUUGGUUUUUGUUAAUUACUUUAUUCACCAAAUUAAAUGGGCAGCAUCUAUUUAUUUUGUAAUGUUUCUGGUGCAGUGGUGUUUAUAUUUGCACAAAAAUGAACAGAAAGCUUUUAUGUCUCCCUUGCUUGUGAUAAAUUUAACAGUGAUGGUGUAUAGUACUGAGAUGAAUGAUACUAUAAUCCUUGAGUAAAUGCCUCAUAUUCCUGGUAUUCUUAGGUAAUUUUGUCCCCAUCUUAAAAGAGGGAUAUUGAUUAAUGUUAUUUUUUAGAAUUGACUUUGCUGGGAUGGACUUUCUUAUAGAGAAAACUAAUUUUUUUGUUAUUGACAAUUAACAGAAAUGGAUGACUAUCUGGAAUAUUUAGAAUCAGAAAAUUCCUCUGAAAUCCCUAGUGUAAGUAAAUUCUAAAAUUUUGUUUAAGUAUAAUUAAUGUAUUCUUAAACAUGUACAGGUUAGUUGUGUUCUUGAAAUUGGAGUGACUGUGACCCAGAAAACUAUAAUUUGUUCCUUCUUUUUCCAGAAAGAAACAAAGUAUGAAGUUUUGACUCCAAAGAUUGACUUGGCGCUGGACAGAUUCAGGCAACGAGGACCUCUGUCAUCAGAAACUGACGCUGGAGAGGAGAAAAGAACUGAGAAUCCCACUGAGGUUUGCACCACAUUACAUACCCUUUGGAUUUUAAAAUAAAAGAUUUUCCAUAUAGGCAGACACAGCAAAGAGAAAUAAUAAUUUAAAGAGAAUUCAAAAGUUCAUAUAAAUAUUAUGCUUAUUAUAAAAGGUGACUGGGGAGAUGAAGAAGCCUUCUAGUAAUACCAUGGUUGUAACUGGAUCAAAAGUCUUCAUAAAACUUAGGAAUCAAGUUAUGUAUAAUUUGAUUAUAAAUGUGUCAUUUAGAUGAAAAAGAAGUGCUUUUGUUGACAAACAAUGCUUUAAAUAUUACAGGUUGUAAAAGUUGAACAGGGCUGUAAAUAGACAAAUGAAAUAAGAAAAAGAACUUUAGAUAUGCCACCUUCCCAGGGUGGUUCUUUGUCCACCAUUUUUCCAAUUUAAUUAUAAUUUGGAGAGCUAGUUUUUCUUGGAGACAAUAAAACUGAAAACCUGGAGGAAAGUCUUUGGCGAAAGAUUCGGCCUGCCACAACAUCAAUCUACAUGUGAUGUCAGGAGCAGGAAUGAAACCCCAGACCAAACCUGUGGGAGGGAAGCACACUCACCACUGAUCCAUCCUUGCUUCUCUGUUUUUUUCAUUAGUUUUCACUUUGUUUUUCAGAGGCCAGCUGUUAAAGUAAGCCUGUCAGCUGAUCAUGAGAUUCGUUUAGAGACUCUUGAACAUCAACUUAACCGUCUCAUUCACAACACAGUAAGUUAUAUGCUAAUUACCCAUCUAAGUUCAGUUGUGCAAAGGGGAGAUAGCACUAUCCAACUGAUAAAUUGCUAUCCAUUAGAUAAAUGAUAACAAAAUGAACUGUGCUAUCCAAUGGAUAGAGAUUUCUGCAGUGGAGAGAAUUAUCCAACCUUUAAACAACUGGGGCCUAAAGACAUUGAAAUGAUUUAGUUGGACUGAAAGGAUCCUUUACUAUAAGGAGAUGUCCUCCAAGUUUCUGUAGAAUGUAGAACUUAUAGUUUUUGUUAAUUGUCACUUUUUGGGGGAUGUAGUUGGGACAGUCCUGUGUAAGAUCUAAUAGGGAUCUUUUAAAAUUGUUAGAGGACUUAAAUUUUUAAAUUGUCCAGAGGAAAUGAAGAUUUUGUGACAAGGAGCCAAGACCUAUGUCACUGUGACUUGUUCUAGAGCAUAACCCUUAAGGAAGCUUAAUAGUGUGAACCAUCCAUCAGAUAAGAGUUAUUUAUGGUACAUGUUUGGCAAGGAAUUUUGAAUCCUAGGGGUCAAAAAAUUUAUUCUUGUGGUGAGAGAAAAAAAAAACAUGGUGCACAUGGAAUAUAAAUGAUUAUUUUUUUGCAGGAAAGAGCACAGGUUUCAGGGCAGAUCAGAAAUCCAAGUGCAGAGCCUGGUAGGUUUGAAGCUAGCAGGAGGAUGAUAACAUUUAUCUUGUCCAAAUUUUUAAAUGUAUGGUGGUUUUGGAAGUGUUCAAGUCCUUAGGUACUGGCUGAAAUAACACAAAGUUGUUUUCACUUAUCUAGACCACAUCACAGACAUCAGUGAAUUGUGAAUUAUUAAAGAAAGAGAGGGUGAUAGGGUGCUGUUUAACUGUAGGGUCUAAGGAGGCUGUUGAUGAUAGGGUGCUGUUAAACUGUAGGGUCUAAGGGGGCUGUUGAUGAUAGGGUGCUGUUUAACUGUAGGGUCUAAGGGGGCUGUUGAUGAUAGGGUGCUGUUUAACUGUAGGGUCUAAGGGGGCUGUUGAUGAUAGGGUGCUGUUUAACUGUAGGGUCUAAGGAGGCUGUUGAUGAUAGGGUGUUGUUUAACUGUAAGGUCUAAAGAGGCUGUUGCAGAUGUGCUAAUACCAGUUUAGAUGUGUACAUGCACAGAUAAACACAAAACAAAUAGUUGUAGGCUGCUUUCUCCCUUAAAGCCCCAGAGUGUUGAAGGGAACAAGUGUAUAAUGUACCUUUGAAUGGGGGGAAGGAGAAAGACACACUGUCCCCAAUCACUUUCACCAAAAAGUCCUCCAUCCAUAACCAAAAAAAAAAAGGUAAUAAAAUGGCUUGCUAUUUAGUCUCAUGUUAAAGAGUGCAAGCACAUAUCACAUGAUGUUGUUAUUCUCACUAGAUAUUAACCGAUCAGCUGAUUCUGAAUCAACUGAACUGCCAGACAAAAAGAAAAAAGUACAACUUUCACCCAAAGCUAGAAGAAGUCAAUGGGUUCCAGUAUCAAAGAAGCCAGGACAGACAAAGACACGCACCAAGCCAGCGGUUCAUGUCACAGUGGAGUCAACAAGCUCCACAUCACCAUCAGAUGAACAAGUGAGAAAUCUGAUGAUAAAAGGCAAGACUGCAUUGAAGGGGAGGACUGUUAGGGAUCCUAAAGAUGAUGAGACUUUCCUGGUCAGUGAAUUAUCUCUGUUCUUUAAAUUUCAAUUCCUUGAGCCUCUAACUAACAAGAUCGAAUAAGUAAUUCUCCCUUCAAGCUCCUGUACAAUUGUUUUUUAAUUAACCAGGAGACUUUGCUGUUAUAUCAGUUAACUAACACUCUUUGGCUGGAUAGCAUUUUAUUCUCACUACCAGUUUGUUUCAUAAUGUAUUGAUAUCAUGAGGAGAAGUUACGUUUUGAUCACUUUUACGAGAUCAAGGAUUUCAAGAAUUAGAUCGAGCUUCUUGUCCCCACAAGUUUGUGGACAUGAAAAUUACGUUUGCUAGGAGGAAACCUGAAACUAAUAAUUAUCUGAAGAAAAAAAAAACUCUAAUUAGGUAAGAGUUAAACAAGAUCAGAUUCGCAUGGAUUGAAGAUGGCCAAUUUGAAAAGUUUGCGGUUAGGUUUAAAACCAUGAUCUGCCUCCGGUAGGAAUUCUUGGCGAUUUCUUUGCUUCCUUUUCACUUUUUCCCACCACACGAAUGAUUUGGUAUGUCUUUGAUUCCAUAUGUAAUUUACUCUGCAGUCACUCAUUCAAGAGUUGGACUCUGAGCGCGAGAGACGAUGGAAAGCUGAACGGGCUGCCAGGCGGAUGGUUGAAGCCAUCAAAGAGCUUCAACAGAGAGGUUUGAGUUGGGUUCUCUUGUAACUUUUUUGAUCAGAAAGAGUUGACAUGUAUUUUUCUUCAACGUGGAAGUUUUUUCGUGCGUGCCAGGACUUCUAGGGAAGCGCAAUUUUCCACGUAAGAAAAACACAGUAUUCAAUGUAUCAUCACCUUGGCAUAUUCGUUUUAAAAUGUCUUCUGAAAACGAUCAGAAGACAACUGGACGUCUGUUUCUCCUCGGUCAAGGAACGCGAAAAACACAGGAAAAUUGUCUUAUAGCAGUGUGGGUCACAUGACCAUACCGAUUUCACAACAGAGGGUAGAGGGAAUUUUUUUCGCUCUCUUGUUUUGUCUUUCAAACUUUUUCGGUUUACUUUAACGUGAUUGGGAAGUACCUAAGUUACUUGUCUACAAGAGUGAUUAUCGAAGAGCUGAACCUUUCUCUGUGUCUUUAAUGUCAGUUGUGACCCCCGCGAUCGAGUUCCUUAUCUUUCCUAAUUUUCUUGUGCUUUUGUGUUUCUACUUUAUAGAGGCAGAGGAGAAGAAACUAAGAGAGGCUUCUCUUGCGGCGAGCAGUCGCCUGAAGCGUGCAUUACUCAAAGAGAAGGAAACUAAGGAUUGUUUACAGAAAUCUUUAAAUGAAUUGCAGGUGUGAACGUUAAAACGAUUGGCGACCUUUACAGCAUGUGAAAAAUAAAUGAAAAAUAAGACUGUAAAGUUAAGCUUCUUUUUUUUAAAAUUGCUUGUCCCAUGGAGCACAACCAAAGUCAUUUCAGUCUUCUAUGUUGCACGAAAGCUCUUAAUUUUUUUUUUUAAUUUUUCUGAAUUUAUUUGGUGUCAGACCCAUAAUGUCGGGCUGACUGAAGAGGUGAAGAGAUUGCAGGAAAAUGAAGAAGAACAACAAAGAGCAUUGCGAGCCUUGGAACAAGCCACUACCAAGAUGGAGACUGAAAAAAUCAAACAGCACGCUGAAGCGGUACGAUAUGUACUCUAAUUCCAGUCAGUUAUCUCUUGUAGAUGAUGAACUUUCUGGAGUUAGAAGCUGAUUUAAAGCUUAGCUUCAAGGUUUUAAUUUAUUUUGAUUUUGUCUGCUUCUUCGAAUUUUCGCGUUACUAUCACUGGUUUGCUGUACGGCGCUUUUCAACUAAGUAUUGUAAAAUCGAAAGUAAGGUAGUCACAACGGUCCAUCACAACAAUCAGUACAAAGAAAUAUCACAACGGCCAAUCAGAAAUCGAAGCAAAAGCCAGCAAACUGCGCAAAACAUGUGAGCACGUGUUAACGUAAGUGACCAAUCCGCGACUGAUUUCAGUUUAGUAUCUGAUUGGUUGCUGAAAGCGUGUUAUCACAACGGCCUAUCAGAACUCGAAGCAAAAGCCAGCUAACUGCGCAAAGCACGUGCCAACGUGAGUGACCGAUCCGCGACUGAUUUCAGUUUAGUAUCUGAUUGGUUGCUGAAAGCGUGUUAUCACAACGGCCUAUCAGAACUCGAAGCAAAAGCCAGCUAACUGCGCAAAGCACGUGCCAACGUGAGUGACCGAUCCGCGACUGAUUUCAGUUUAGUAUCUGAUUGGUUGCUGAAAGCGUGUUAUCACAACGGCCUAUCAGAACUCGAAGCAAAAGCCAGCUAACUGCGCAAAGCACGUGCCAACGUAAGUGACCGAUCCGCGACUGAUUUCAGUUUAGUAUCUGAUUGGUUGCCGAAAGCGUGAUGCUAAUUAUCUCGACCAAUCACAAACCAUAGUCAAGGAAACCAGUGCAAUUCUGGGUAACUUUUACUGACAAGUUCAAUUGCUGACGGGAACUUGCUAAAGUAAUUAGGGUCUCAGAGAUCAGAAAUACUCAAGAAAACGAUGUCAAACGAUUAGUAAAACUCAUCCAAAGGAGCUCAAACAUUUUUAAGGUGGCUUUCAACGAAAACUUCGUUUAAUAGUUGUGCUGUUUUUAAGGUCACCCAACUGCAGCAGGAGCAGAUGAAAGUGGGCGCCUUAACAAAAGAGUGUGAGCUGUCAAAACAUUCAGUGAAACAACUGAAAGGUCAGGUCCAUCAGCUACAGGAACUCCUCGCCAACAGAGAGCAGGAACACAGGUAAACUAGUUAAUCCUUUAACUUCCAGAGGUGAUGUAACAUGUAACCUCUCCCCACAAUAUCCAUACAUUCUCCAGCAAACAGGUAAUGAGAAUACUCAAACUUAUCAGGUACAAGUUGAUGUCUUGAUCUAACACCAAAUUCUCGCAACUUAUUCACAAGAAAAUGUGUAGCAGCUUGUGGGGAGAAUAAUGUUCGGAUCUUGGGAGUUAAAGAGUUAAGAGGCCAAUUAUACCAUAAUAUUACCGUAAUAUUCCGCGGUAACUUAUACCAAAGUCGAUUUCCUCUGGAUUUCUUUCAUAAAUUUUUUACCUUAAUUUUGCCAUGGGUUACUCGGUAAUUAAUCCUCAGUCAGGAGACAUUAGUUCUCAACAAGUCCUUAAUGCUGUAAUGAUUAAACCGAUAAUUUCACGCAAACCUUAGUGAUUACUAUUCCUUGAUGGCAGAAAAGCAGUGGAGGACCUGGUGCGAGUGGACGGGCAGGAGAUGCGGGAGCUAGUAGAACGGGAGGCUGCUAAGCAAGAGGGUUUUCACCAGCAGAUUAUUAGAGAAUAUCAAGAAAAGUAAGAAAGAAACUGGUGACAAGUGACUGUUGUCUGUAGCCUUUUGAUAGUCCUGACCCGUAACGAAACAGUAUCUUAACAUGCCCUAAUUAAAGGCGAAUUAGGCGGACUAAAGUAUUCAGCCUGUGUAGUCGGUGUAACAACGCUGAUAAAAGCUCAUUAACUAGUGACUUUAUAAGUUUUCGGGAUAUUUUCUGGCGCCAUGGUAAACUUAAGUUACCGAGAAGCCGGAGACUACGAAAGAUUUCAUAGGUUUGACGUAAAUACACAAAACUUCAGCUAUGAAUCAAGAAGGAAUGCCUAAUGGCCAAGGAUGAAAAAAUGAAACUGGAUUGAAAAUUACGAACAUGAACAAUUUACAAUUGGAUUUUUCAAGUGACUCGCCCUUUUUGACAAGUCGCACUCUUUGACUGAGGUACCGCCUGAAAUUUUUCCUCAGUAGGUUUUCUUAGUAUCUAGCAGCUGGGAUGGCAGUGUAAAAAAUAAGCUAAAUCGUGUUAGGACGUUAUAUUUUCUGUCUGGUUAUUGAGUACAUGUAACGCAUUGUGCCGGACGCCCAUUGCUUCAUGAACCUCGGCAUUUGUUUGUGGCGCCAAAGGAUUCCCUGGUACGUAGAUGGUAGAGUGUGCAAGGUUCGAAUUCCUCGGGUCGAAUCCUACAUUCUAGACAAAUAUCCAACACCUUCUUUACGUCUUGACUCCAUGACAGGUUGAACAAGCGUGAUCUGGAUUAUGCUGCACUUGAAGACGAGUUCAGAAUGGGUCUACAGAUUGAAGCUAAUAGGUUUAGAGAGGUUUGUAAUUCUAAUUAACACUUUGUAGAUUACUUAGAGAAUGCGUGUUAGGUCUUAAAAGAACCAAGUCUCUGUGGCAAGAAUUGAACUUUUGCUGUUUGCAUUUCGCACUUUUCCCAAAAAUAUGAAAAUACUUCCAUAAGUUGUGAAUAGGAGAUCUCCUUCUCCUUUUUGAUGGUUCCCUUGAGGGAUAAGAAGAAAAGUGAAAGAAAUCUGAGGUAAAGUUUAGCGUUCACACUGCAGCUUAGUUAACUUGGUUGGAAAUCCGUCUGUGAUCUCUUCUCUUAUCCUCAGUGCCAAAAUACCUUUAAUUGCGAGAAACUUUCGAGAAACCUUGUCAUAGAAAUUAAUUCCACUUCCUUUUCCAUUUCGCUGUACAAAAUAGCUGCAAGAGGCGUUUGAGCGAAUGAGCGAUGAGCAUGCGCAACAGAAGGAGGCCCUACACACAAUAAAACAGAAGGAGAGCAAAGCAACUAAUAUGGUCAAUGAACUCACAGCGGUAAGAACUUUUUGAUGAAUGAUUGUUUGAGCUGAUUGGAGGGGCUCUAUUUCACUUUCCCUUUUAUUUAUUUUAAAGUAUAUAAAUUUUCUGAAGCUGCUCGUCAUUUUCAAUCUCAAGGCCAGUCUUGGUGACGUGACGUUUUCAUGAUUUCAACUUAAGUGGUAACAUCUUUUUAAGUAUUCUUGCUUUUUUUCGUUCAGCAAGAAUGUUUUCAAAACCCUCUAUGUUCUUCGGCGAUCGGUCGAUGGGAGUCGCACACGCUCUGUGUACUUCGGGAAAUGGACUACAAAAAUUAGACACGCUUCGUUCGCUUUGGGGAUAAACAGUCUUAUACCCUUCGUGUACUCUUUUUUUUUCCAAAUUUGGUUUUGUAAGCCGUGGCCACCACUGAUCUUUCUAUUUAUUAAUUUGCACAUAGAUGGUGAAAGAACAACGUGGGAGAUUAAGUGAGCUGUCACUAGGGAGGCAAGAAAUUGUCGGAGAUUACAAGGUGUGGCUAUGAUUAUCUAUCCAGAUUUACCCUUGGGGAAAAUUUAUCAUCCCAGGGGUAUUGCAGUGUUCCCCGUCUCAUGAUAUCCCAAUCCAAUUAAGGCUGGUUACUUUUAAUACAUGAUUAAAAUUUAAACUAAAAGAAAAUUCCUUUUUAGGUUGAAUUUGUUGUAUAAGAACACGAUUUAUCGUUAAAUUUGGUAUAAAUAAGCACUUGGAAAUUUUUCAAAGACGCCUUAUGGCUUGUACACUUUUGGUGUCUUUUAAAAAUUUACUCGUAUUAUAUUUAUUUACACUAAAUUGCACCGGAUAUCAUGUUAUUACUUACACUAAUAGCCUAAGAUUAGAGUUAACCUCCAGUUGGUUUUAUCUGAUUUUGAGGGAAACCUGGAGGAAACAAGGUAUAGACAAGGUUUUCUGUAAAGCUACCAAAGUAUGUUGAUGGUAUUGUCUUGUUUCGUAGGAAAGAAUACAAAGUUUAGAGAAACAACUUAACGAAGCUAAUAAACAGUUGACGAGACUGGAAGUACUAGAACAAGUAAGUAUCAACAUCACAAACAAAGGGCAGAGGAUUCUUUUCUGUUUGAGCAUUAAUGACACAAACUCAAAGGGAAAUGUUUUUCUUAAAAUCAGUAAAUGACUUAAAACAAUUAAAUUCUCGUGGCAAAAGAAAGACCUAUACACGAGGUAAAGCCUGGCCAUCCGUAAAGACCAUCAAUAGCUAAGGACCAGAAUGAGAUUUCUAUUCGCUGAUGACCUGCUGUUCGUCACCUGUGCGGGUCUGCUGUAGCUCCAAUCUUGGAUAGAAUAAAAGGAACAAUCAAUCUUCCUUUCCCUCUCCCCCCCAAACACACACACAAAUUAAAGGAGCAACGAUAAGACCUACGUAGAGCAUUACAAGAAAUUACAAAUCAUGUAAUUUGUCCAAGAUUGUCGAUAGUCAUUCCUGUUUGUUUUUAGGACAAAGCUAAGUUGACGGCUCAGAUACGAGCUCAAGUAUCAGUCAUGGAAGGCCUGAGAACCGAAAGAAAACUAUGGAGCGAGGAGCUUGCCCAACAAGGUAAUGAAAUGUUUGCAAAAACACCUAACUUUUAAAAUAAUUGAUUCUGAGUAAGAGCUUUGUGCUGUUUGUUGUCACCAGGAUCGUCCCUUGCUCAGGAUCGAGGACGAAUGGAGGCUCGCAUAGAGGCGCUGACUGCUGAAGUCGGUGAAGUGAAGAAGGAAUGCCAGGCAAGGAAAGAUAGAGCAAUAUUUGAUUGAGCGUCGAAUGUACUCCGGGAUUGCUAAGAUUUUACUUUCCUUCACUCCGGGGUUGAUCAAGAAAACCCGUGCCACUUAUUUAACCGAUGAGAUGCAAAACAAAAGCCAAUCGCGUGUCGGUCACUGGGGUCCUCCCGCGUUAGAAGUCGGGUUCUCAUUGGCUUCCUGUUUGUAUAUUAUCUUUAUCAGCUGUUAUGGUUAAUUUGAUUUUGUUUCUUGAAAGCUCAAUCGAAAGGCGCCCUUAUGAAACAAACCAAUCGUCUUCACGCUCCUUUAUGCAUUUUUGAAGCUUUUUCUUAGUAUUGUUGGUUGUUUCAGUGAUGUUGAAUGUUUCGAAUAUCAAGUUAUUCUGACGUUCCUCCGAAGACACCUUCGCAAACUUGCAGCUGGCGAAAAAUUUUAAAAUCUUUUAUGCAUCCUUCUUCUUUCAGAAUGCCAAUGAAACGAUCGCCAUCAAGGCUAAAGUUAUAGAGGAUCAAACGGACUCCAUUAGGAAGCUCAAACAGGUUAGUCCUUAAUCACACACUCAGAUAGUAACUAUUGAUCUCUUGUCCAUGAUGGCAGCUUUCUCUUUUUGGUUUUAGAAAAUUGCAGAUCAGGACUCUGACAUGCGCAAAAGGAAGGAAGAUGGCGAAGCACGUGAGAAAAACCUUGAGGAACAGCUAGCUGUUGAGACAUCAGCAAAUCAGGAGUUGCAAGUGAGGUUCUUUGGUGGUAGAAUGAGAAAGUUACUCUGACAGACCGCUUACUUAAACCUCAUUUGCUAUGACUCAAUUCUUUUGUUAUCCCAUCAUUGGAGAGUCCAAAGAGUUCAAGUUGAUUGGUCAAGAAAUCUCGUGACACGUGAGCCAAUGAGACACAAUACUAAAACCAGUUGCGGAGUGUGCACUUAAGUUUUCCCGCGCUUGAAGCGGCGUACUUGUAUUUUCUUUGAAUUCUCAUUGGCUCCUGUUGAUAUCGACCUUGUUCUGAUUGGUAGUUGCGAUAAUAUUUGUUCCACGACACUUAGUCGUAAGGCGCUUUGUGAUGCUACAACUUUUGCUUUUGUUAAACGUUAAAGGAACAAUUGGAUGGACUUGUGGACCGUAAGGAAUCACUCAAACAAGAACUAAGGAAAACACAGGAAGAGUUGGAGACCAGUAAGGAAAAUCACAGGUAUGCUAUCUGGUAUUACAUCUUUGAAAUAAACUGUGUUCAAAAAUGGACACAGUUAUAUUUUAGGACGACAGAAGAGUUUCGCAGUACUUCGUUUUAUUUUUAAAGCAUCCGUUUUAUGUUUAAAGCAUCAAGGAGGCGAAGAACUGAGGCGCAUCUGCGAGUUUCUCAUCUUUAUACGUAAUAUUUGACCUCUUGUGUUGGUAAACAGAAGCUAAAGUAAAUGGAGGCUUUUCAAUGUAAAAUUGUACUUGUUACUUGUGAUCUAAAUGUCAUCUGAUCUACAACAGGAUUUUGAAAACAAAAUGGCACGAAAAGAGUGAACUAAUAGGCAAGUUGGAAAAGGAAGUUGUUGAGAUGCGAAAUAACUUAAGAGGAAAGGAAAAAACUUUAAUUGAAGAGAGAGACAAAGCUGUGAAGGCGGCCGAGUAAGUAUUCCGAUUUUUUUGCUAGCUUACUGCUUUGAACGAAACAACCUUGCCAAGUGAAACAAAGCUAGCUCUAAGGGGAGACAAAAGCUUUGUUCGUAUUGUUGUUACAGUUAUUCGUACUCAAGAACUCCAGGAAACUUAAAGCGCAUAGGAUUAAGUGUGGAUACACCAAGCGAAAGUAACAACAUCAGUCAAUCAGAAGAGGGAAGAAUAAGACAGGCAGUCGUGAAAUGCGAGUGACUGAAAAGUGAUUGAUUUUAGUUUGAUUGGUAGAUCUGAUUGGUUGAGAGGGAAGUGCAAGUUUUUUUUUGACCAAUCGCAAAGCGAACUACAUACGAAACCAAAGCAAUCUGGAAUUACUUUCGGCGCUUUUUUAAACAUGACUCUAACCAGGUUGCCAGCCGAUGUCUUUGCUGUUACCUUUUUUUUGUAACCAUACGACUUUUUCCUUUUUCAAAACGCUCAGUUCCGCCGUAGAGAGGUUAAAAGUCUGUGAUGAUGCUUUCCGCAAACAGCUAGAACAAGAACGACGGGCGCACGAGCAACAGCUUCAGACACUGGCCAACGAAAAACAGCAGGAGGUAGAACGAGCUAAUAACAGGGUAAGGAAAGAAAGUGAAAAAUCUUGUUGAUCAUCACAACGGUUGUAUAUCCGAGGCACGUCUUCUUGAAUUAAAUUAUGAUCGUUUCAUCUUUCCUAAAAAUAUGGCGGUGUCCCAUGAAAAUCCAGGUAGGUCUCAUUCCGUGGAAAUCGAACGCUUGCGUGGAAGUUUCAUGCACUUUUGACCCGGAAGGCGUAAAAACCGGGAUAUGUUUAGAGCGGAGAAAAUCGGUCCGGUAGGGACGAACCCCAUAGACUUUAUUCUGAAAAUCUUUGUGGUCAGGGCCCAUUGAGCGCCAUUUCGCUGCGACAGGGCUUUUCAACAAACCGCUUUUUGAGCACUGCUUAAAAAAAACCCAAAUCGCUUUCAUUCGUUUAAACAUUGCGAUCAUUGCACAAAUUCAAUCAAUUUAGUUUUUGGGCGCCUUGUUGGGAAAAAAAUAGUUUUGUUCCAGGAACAAAUGCUCUCACCAAACAUCAUGUAAUACGAAGCGAAGUAUCGUCACGUCUUAUUCAAACCACGUAUUGAUAUGUGAACCUUUUCCUUUAAACUGAAUUACCACUAUUUCAGUCUAGUGCCGAAAAAAAAGAAACGGUAAGGUUGUGUUUUUCUCUUCCUUUUUUCGUAGGUCGUGGAAGUGGAAGAUGAGAUGCGCAUACUUCUACAAGAGAAUGCGCUGACAAAGAAAACUUUAGAGAAACGUCUGCAGAAACUCACAUCUGCUUUCACUGAAAUCCAACAUGACUUAGCUAGAACGUGAAUAUGCUACAAUACUUUCAACAAAUUGUAAAUAUUUUUCGUGAAUAUUUUCGAGAAAAACAGGUAUGUGAAUUAUGUAUGUAAUAAACGAUAACAUAAAUAUAACGGCAGUUUUAUCAAUGUUUCUUCUGGUUAGUAACGGGA